Molecule: messenger RNA, 213 nt
Organism: Colletotrichum spaethianum
Lineage: Eukaryota; Fungi; Ascomycota; Sordariomycetes; Glomerellales; Glomerellaceae
Exons: 1
Coding region: 1-213 (70 amino acids)
Source: RefSeq, a predicted model, not a curated record
AUGUCUCGGAUGAUUCUUGUCCUCCUGGAAAACCUCGAUGCUAGCACCCUUGUCGAUAUCCUGUACAUCCCAAUCUCUGUUUCUGCUGCGCGACAGGCCACAGCGACUUGCGUCAACCAAAUCCGGGCCGUGUCCUCGGGAACUGUCUGUGUUGCGACGGUUCAGAGUGUUGCCCCUGUUGUGUCAUAUUUUGGCCGUCGACUCGACACUUGA